Porites lobata is the source of this 24498-nucleotide messenger RNA. NCBI's taxonomy places the organism in Eukaryota, Metazoa, Cnidaria, Anthozoa, Scleractinia, Poritidae. The record is from the annotation of a GenBank genome assembly.
AUGGUAAGAUUUCUUGCUUUCAGUAUCAUGUCAGUGAUAAAUAUAAUUUAAUAAUCAACCACACAACCUGUAAAAUAUCAAAGGAAGCACGCCUUCACCAAGCAAACAUAGUUCGUUUUAGAAUCGGAAUCAGCGGCAGUUUUUGUGACAUAUGGGUUGAUCUUUGCACGCUUAAAGAUGGAAACGGUUCCUAUCUUAUGUUUUGUUAAAAUCUUAUCUAUUACUCCUUCCUGGAGAUCCAGGGGUAGUCGGUCGGGUCGGAACAAAACGUUUUCAAGCACGAGCGGACGUGGAUUAGGGCUCCUCCUCCCGUGCUUUCACGCGCCGUCAUUUGUCUCGACCCUACUGGUAUACUGCCGUUGGGUCUCCGAGGAUUAUUUUUUCCAGAAUCUUUACUUUAUUUUCAUUUCGUCUCAUUUUAGGCUUCAUGUGCUAUUUCCGUCGCUAUAUUGAGAUUCAUGCGGGACAUGCCAGAACCAAAAGUCAUCGAAGAAGCAAAUCAGGUCACAUUUCACUCAUGAUUUGAUGUCAGAUUCCAGUAGCCUCGCACCAUUUUAAAAACUCUUACUUCAUUGAACACCUCUUUAGCAGCUCUUAUAUAGAGCUGCUAGGUGCCUCAUUAAUUUUAAGAAAAAGCUUUCCACAAGUUAUCCGAAAGCUUGAGUACGCUAAACUCUUUGGUUAGAAGCAAUUAGAAUAAUCUUAGUGAAAUGAUCUUGUGCUAUAAGGAACUCAGACAAGCUAUGGAAGCAUAACACAAUAAUGGCGGUCUGAUUAGCUUACUGACGCAGACAGAGAUGUCAAUCCAAAAAACCUGAAAAACUGGAGUAGGCGCCCAAAAACCGUUUAGAUUAACAAAUUCUAUGACGUAUGAAGAGCUUGUCGAAGAUAUAUUUGGAUAAGAACAUCGUGUUUUUCGUCAAUGUUUUGCAACAUUACAAAGUUGGCGACCAAACGGUUUUGGAGAUCAGAGCCUAAAGUUGGAGGUAAAUAAGUAGGAUGAUAUGGCAAAAACAGAGUUGGAACCCAUUGGGUGUUUCCUUAAUUUCAUUUUCUGAGGUGCAGGUUGCAUAUAAUCGCGAUACGAUUUAAAUGUGUGAGUAAUAAAACAGUAUCUAAUUUAUCCUUUAACAGAAUUCAGGAGAAAGUGAGAUGAACAUAUCGAACAUGAAAGCAUAUUCUUCUGGUUCCACUUUCAAGAGGAAGAUUAUCUCUGAAAAGGUAGUAUAAAAAUAAAAACAAUAGUAUUAAAGUAAAGUAAAACCCUAGCCUGUGUACAAACUAUUGUAGGUCUAUUGUAGGUCAAUAGACCACACCUUAUUCCAAAAUGACGACAGUGCGUUCUUUUAUGUUUAUCUUAGUUAGACCCGUUGCCUCGGAUUGCACCUUAGAAUUCAAAAGAAAGUUUAUCUUCAAACGAGGCGCCUUAAGCCAAUUACGUUAAGACAAAAGAACAGCAAAAUUUGCGGAAGCUUUAAAAUAAGGUGUAUCAUCAUCAUCAUCAAGUCUCAUCGCAUAAGGCCUCCACACUGUCUGACCAACACUUUCUGUCUUGUGCGACCACUUUGGCUACUUCCCAGGUCUUCCACCCAGCUUUGUUUCGUUCUUUCUCGACUGUCCUUCUCCAAGUAGUUUUUGGUCUUCCUCUUGCCCUCCGACCUUCCGGAAGUCCAGCCUAAUGCUGUAAAGCAGUCGUUCUCACCUUCUCUCCUCAGUAUGUGACCUAGCCAGUUCCACCUACUUCGUCGCACUUCGCAGCUUGUCAUUGAUCUAACUAACCACUCUCUCGUUUGUCAUUAGGGCCAUUUAUACGAGGAAAAAUAAGACGCGAACUGUACCAUUUAUACGAGCAUGUCAUAUCUAAUAAGACGCGUCUUAGCUAAGCCGCGUCUUACUUUAGACGAAAUGUGCCGUUUAUACGGAAAGUUCGCCUCUUAUUUAAGACGCGUCUUAUUUUUCCUCGUAUAAAUGGCCCUAUUGUCUGCUACCAUUUAAUCCGCAGUAUCUGUCUCAGGCACUAGCACUGGAAGCUAUUUAGCUUCCGUUCAUCGUUCUUGGUGAUCUUCCAAGUUUCCCCAGCCAUAGAGUAGGACCGGAAUCCCGACAUCAAGCACCCCUGUUUUCCUCCAGACUUGAUCAUAAACCAGUCAGAUGUCACAUUCCCGUCCACAAGUGCGCACCCAGAGCCCGCGUAUAUGCCCGCUAUCACUCUCAUCAUCUUGUCUGCUAUCCCAUAACUUCUCAUGAUAUUAAAUAGGCUUUCUCUGUGCACAGAGUCAAAGGCUUUUUCAGAGUGUACAAAGUGUGCAUACAGACCCGCCCUUCACUCAUUUGCCUGCUCUAAGAUGUUUCUAAGUAUAAAUAUAUGUUCAGUUGUACUUCUCUUGGGUCGAAAACCAGCCUGCUCCUUUCGACGUUUCUUAUCUACGCCUUCUUGAUCCGCUCCAACAGCGUCCUAAAGAAUAUCUUGCUAAUGACAGGUAGUAAAGUCACUCACUCGCGCAAAUCUCCUUUCUUGAAUGCCUUAACAACAAGCUCCCUUCUUCCACACUUUUGGCCACUUCUCAGUUUCCCAAAGCCUGUUGUAACAACUAGUCAGCCUACUUGCAGUGUCUUCCAUGUCAGCUCUCAACAAUUACGGACACUCCUCAUCUACUCUAGCCGCUUUCCCUGGCUUUGUCCUCUUCAACGCAUCCUUGACCUCUUGUUAUCGCCAUCUUCCUAGAUCCAUUUCCUAAAUCUCUUCCAAUGCUACUAUAUCUCAUCCUCUUCCACAGGAUUCGUUGGGUCAUCUCUGUUAAAUAUUUCACUUAAGUGCUCCAACCAUCUCUGAAGUCUUUCUCUUGUUUCAGUCCUAUUAAAGCACAGCUUGUUUGUCCUUAACACCUAUUUCUUAGUUCGGCCUUUCUCCAGUUAUCGACUUAGUAAUGCUGUAUAGCUCCUUGCUCCUAUCAUUCUGAGUGGCCUUUUCCGCUCUGCAGCCCUCUUCUCUAUAACCAAUUUCUCUUAUCCUCCCUUGCACUCCGUCUCACUUCGUUGUUCUUCGCAUUAUACUUCUCGCUCCAUCUUUGUUUCAGUCGUUCCGAUCUUGCACCCUCCAGUUUCAAUUUUGCCUCUUUCCUCUCCUUGAUCUUUUGUCAUGUUUUGCGUCCUAUCCAUGCCCUACAAAGUUUCUUUGACAUCCCCAAGACUUUCUUUGCUGCAUCUCUGUAUGUUGCCAAAAUCGUAUCGUGUUCUUCCUCCGGAUCAUUUAUGUCUCCUAAAGCUUCAAACCUAUUCCUCACCGCAAUGUUGUACCUCCUCCUCAUCUCUUCACUUUGCAGUUUACUUACGUCAAACCUUUCCCUUACGUUCUUCCUCCCCUCAGCUCUUGCCAACUUAAGACGUAUCCUCGUUUUCACAAGGUAAUGGUCACUGUAUACGUCUGCUCCUCUCAUUACUCUGGUGUCUAAUAUAGAUGUUCUCAUAGUUCCAUUCACUAGAACAUGGUCCAUCUGGUGGCCUCCAGGUGAGCCUAUGGAUGUCUUUAUGAGGGAAGAUUGUUCAAGAUAUGAUGAACGCAUUUGCACUACAGACGUCAUUGAUAUAACCUCCCUCCAUUGUCAUUCAUAACACCAACGCCAAACUUCCCCAUAACCUCCUCUCUCUUGGUGUUGUUGUUGCCUACCUUAGCAUUCAAAUCUUCCAUCACCACAAUCGUAUAUUUUUUCUGUUGCAGCUUGAAACAGUGUCCUGCAGCUGGUUGUAGAAUUCAUCCUUUUCCUCAUCCAUCGCCUCAUUUGUUGGUGCAUAUGCUUGUACCACCAACAUUUUUUUGUACUUUGAGUAGAAUUGUGCUGGAAUGAUCCUUUUGCUAAUUGGUGUCCAUUCCAUCGAAGCUCCUUUUGCCCAGCACUCAUCAUCAUGGCUACUCCUCCCUGUUGUACCUCAUCAUUUCCCACAUACACCACCUUGUCUCCACUCUGCAGUAUUACUUAUGCCGUCCCUUUCCACCUGGUCUCACUUAUCCCUAGCACUUCAAUCCCAUACUCUUUCAUCGCCUUAGCUACUUGCCUUGCCCGUGUUAUCUCCGCCAUGGUCCACAGGCACGUAACCAGGGGGAUGCACGGGGUGCGUUCGCACCCUCCCUACAGGCCCCAAAGGUCCGCAGUUUGAUACUCAAUAUCCAAGUUAAGGAGUGCAGUCGGUUAAACUGAAGUUUCAAACUUAACAGUGAUAUUUAAACAAAAUCCAAGAAUGGAAAAAGCAGUAGUGUAUUCACUGGGAAAAUAAAAUCAGCUGCACUCUAGUAGCCCGAGUCAUUCAGAACAUUUCAAUGAGCGCACAGAUGUCCGAACUUAUCUAAAUGAAUAAUGAAAUUAACGUGCGCACGCUUAAGGAGUGCGAUGAUGAUCUCCUUCGAAAUAUAUAUGCGCUCCUCAAGAUAUGCGCCACAAUCCCUGCAAUGAGCUGUGAAUGCUAAAGAAGUGCGAGUUCUUUAAGGCGGCUGCAUACAUAUAACAUGGCAUGCAUAGGCCAGAACGGCUUGGAAACUAAAAUUUGAUAGCAUUUUGUUUUGAAUAAGGGUAUGGGCAUGAUUUUCAGUUGAACAUGCUUAGCGAGCGUAAAAAUCGCAUCCAGUCUGAGGAUUAAUGAGAGAGGGAAAAUUUUAUAUAUUUAGGCAUGACAAAAUUCAAGGGAACAUUGGUACUUAGAAACAACAUCUCAUAGGCAUGGAAAAAAUGGGUUCAUGCCCUCGCAGCCCAAAAUUGACCCAGCUAAACUUAGUUCCCAGAUCUCUCGCCGGGUUGAUAAUUCAUUCCCAGUUUUUGCUCCUCUGGUUUGGCAUGCCGGGCGAUGCCGGGCAUGCAGAUCGUGAAGCCAGUUGGUUUGGCAUGCCCGGCAUGCCAGGCAAGAAAUUGGCAUGCCCAGCGAGACUGAUUUUGAUGUUCGCUACAGCAUCAUAUCCUGAGAAUCACAUAUAAUCGCCAAAUAUAUCUUAGGGAGCUUGAAAUGACAGGUUUCAUGCCUGGCAAUAAAUGCAGAUUAUAACAAAAAAAGUCAUGUUUGUCACAAUGUGUGUCACGGGAUCGACUGGCAAAACCGAAGACAGAAGCCUGGAUUUAUAAAUAAAAAGCACAACAAAACAACAUUAUUCAUGCAUAAAAUAGAAUACUUAACUUGCAAUCAAAGAUUAAUCCUUUUAUUUCAAACCGAUACUGACAUUUCUGGGUCCAUAUUUAAAUUUGAUCCCGGAAAAGCGUCUUAAACAAUAAGAUAACAAAUCUUCUCAGUAUAAACUUAUUCAUGCUUAAGUUAAUAAGUUUUAUCGCGUCGGAAUGUUUCCUGGUCAACAGCAUAAAAGACUGGUGAAAAUUAAGCUUACCAGGUCGUUCAAGUCAGUACGAGAGUACGACGUUAAUACUGCAAAGACGUUCUGAUCUGGUGAAUUUGGACUGCCUUCUCAGAGAGAUUUUGCUUAGUUUUUCAGUGCGCUUCUUGUCGGCUAUGCGAAUCUCGCAAACUGUUUUAGUCCUUGCUGACGAUAGUCCUUUGAGCAACGUCAUCUGCGUCAUCCGAAGAUACCCCGAGCACGCACGAAAUCAGCCGAAUUUCCGCAGAAGUGUUUUCGGAUGACGAUGAAUCUAGUUUGUUGUAGCGUGGCAGUUGUGGCGUCACGAUGUCGUCAUGUCUCUUCGCAUUUGUUUGUCUUUUUUUUCUGCGGUGCAUGGUUGAGAUGGUGGUGAAAGCUGGACAAGAAAUGGAUUCUGCGAGAGACUGUAAGUACAAAUUUAGUAUUAAUUUGGUAAAGAAAAAGCCUGAAUAUCGAACAAAUCCCGUGAAUUAGUCUUUUGGCAUUCAGUUUAUCAUACUGUUGAGCAUGCCUAAGAACUCCGGCAUAAGUGUCAUAAGUGGUUGUCAACUCGUUCACUUCGGAUUGUUUCUGAUUGUAUGUCUUGUAAUCUUCUUCUGCUGCUAAGAAGACUAGAGAAAACCUCAAAAAUAAAGAAACCAAAGCUAAAAAAAGUCAGAUCUAAUUUUAUAGCUCGAGUAUAAUUAUUUUUGGCACCUACGGUCAUAUUUUUUCACUGUACUGGUAAAGUUACUUAUUUUUGCUGCAUAGUUUGACUGUUGUUCGAAAGACAAUCAAACGGAUACUACAAUCACUUUUGGAGACAAAAUAAAAUAUCCGUAAAUCAAAUGCCAAAAUCAGAUUUGGAUUUCGCUUUAUAAAAAUGAACAUGCUGCAGGUGUCAAUGCAAAGUUGUAAACAACUCAGUAUAAGCAGUCUGUGAAUGUGCGUUUAGGUCCACAAAACUAAUUUUUCUUUUGGACAUCUCAUCCAAGCAAAGACUUAAGGCUUACAUUGCUUGUCUACGAGUUUACUACAAAAUGCUUUGCUACAGUAAGCCUCUGAGAGGCGAUUCUGGUAAAUUUAUAGGACGCUAAAAUGCAAAUAAUUCUAAGCUUAAACAACCUGGCUGGGUCCGACAAAAUGUUCACGUUUGCUGGCUCUACUUUAAAUGAACAUGGUUUUUGAAAUGAUUUUGUACUAUUUUAACCCGAAAAUUAUGACUGGGUUAUAAAGCGUUUAAAACGGACGAAAACUAAGCUAAUAAACAUGUUCAAUGUAAAAAACUAAGAUUUAGUCGCUUUUUCAACUUUGCUUUGUGGACCGAAAAAUUUACCUUUACGCAAAAACAAAAGCAAACAAUGAGGCUUUUAUUCGACAUAUUUUCUCAGAAUUUUAUCUGAUCAAUUUAAUGUCACUAGCAUUGUUUUCGUAUAGGAAUUUUCCUAAUUAUAUGAGCUUUUACUUUAAUAAUUUUGAUACUCUAUAAACUUCUCAUUUGAUAGCUUCACUUUUUUAUACACCGAUUGAGAAACAAAUUCGCUCUCGUUAAAUCCUAUUUUAUGACCUAUUUAUUAGAACUCUAGGUAACAUACCAAAUGGUGUAAACGGACAGGCUUUAACCUUUGGUCCUAAUUUAUUUUUUCUUCCCAUCCCCUAAUCAGUUGACGGGCCGUGGGAGAAUAUCGCCACAAAAAGAUGCGAAAAAGUUUUCGCUGAGUUUCCUUUACAUAUUUCGGCUUUAUAUGGGUCUACACCUUACCUGCUUAAAAAUGAAACUGUUGUUCAAUUAAGCCAGUCAAACUCGGUAUAAUCUUGACUUGCAAAUCCAAAUGCAAAGGUUUAUUUCGCAGUAGAAGAGCGUGUAAACAUCAUCGAACAACGCAAUGUAAAUUGGCUAAUGUGAAACCACGUUUCUUUCACUUUAUUUACCAUGCAUUUAUCUCAAUUGCACACUGUUGUGAAAUUAGCCUCAGACAAUUAGCAGUUGCGACCUUUAACAGACUCAACAAGCCAGUAUGAAAAUAUGUUAAGAGAAGCUGAGCUCUACAUGUUCUUUUUCUUUUUUCUCAUAUUGCCCUUGCAUGUGUUAACAUUCCAUUUCUUUUUUGUUACAGGUAACUUCCAGACAUGACGAGGAGAUAAUUACUUUUCUAGAGAGCAAUUCUUUGAUACUGUCAGUUAUUACUGACUUACAUUGAGUUAAAAACGGAGAAAACAGACGCUGGUAAUGACACAAAAACAUUAAUCCCUGGCAAGCCUACAAAACAAGAAAGAGGAACUCAGACUCCUUAUCAAAAUGUGAAACAAGAUAAAAACAGCUUUUCUAACGUAGGGAAAUUUGCUUUAGAGAGAUAUGUAAUUGCAACGUUAUAUUCAAGCACAUUGCAUUGUCAAACAUCAUAAUUUACUGAAAAAUGAACAAUGAUUUUGGGGCUUAGCUCAGUUUGUAAUGAACUUUGAAAAAUAUUCUAUAACCUUGUAUUUUUAAAAGCUUUCAUGGAACAUAGAUGCAUUUUAUUAUACAAUGAAAAUAGUGUCUGUCUCUCUUUUUACUGAUUUCAGUCAAUUCCAUUUUAUUCGCAAUGUGAAAUGGGAAUCCUAUUAAAGACUCAUUAAAAGGGGUGAGGAGUUUUUACAAUCCCCCAACAGGUCAUCUCCACGAUGACGCUGUUUUAUUACUACGGCAGAAUCCCUCAGGGUUUUACUUUCUUGUGAAAAUUAGAGCUUUUGUUAUUGAAACCUCGCUGGGACAACCAAAUGGAAGAGCAAUGACGUCAUCGUGUAACCGUACAUCAAAAGAUAAGCACGGUGAUCUGUUUAGUUUUUUUUUUUUUUAGCCAGGCUUAAAAUAUCUGUAGAUUCAAGGAAUUAUAACCUGUGCGUUGAGAGCAUGCCAGGGACCUAUUUUGGCAUGCCCGGCAUGACCCAGAUUAUGGCACGCCCGGCAUGCUAGAGAAUUUGUCAUGCCGGGCAUGUCAGAGAAUGUGGAAUGCCCGGCAUGCCGGAGAUUUUGUUGGGUAUGAAUUACUUAUUACUAGAACCUAGGCUUCUCGUGGCCUGGGUGAUAAGGUCACGGAACCUCAAAUUGUACUUACAGGGCAUGGGAAAUUCUGUUGCAUGCCAAUUUCAAUGCAAAACCACUCUGGGGCCACCCCCUCUAUUACCAGUGAGCAAAUCAUUGACGAUAGGCAUGGAAAAAAUCCUUGCAUGCUAACCAACAUUGAAAACGUAGCAGAAAUGUCCUCAGUUGCUGAGUCAUGCCCUAGGGGAGGCUUUAAAAUACAGAAUUUCCUUACAUGGAUGAGAGAAUUUUCCGUAAACAGCAUGUGAUCAUGCCGGCUAGGACGCAUUUCCUCCGUAUUGCCCCUUUUUACAGCUAGCUAGGUUCAUUUUUAGGUUCCAUGGCCUGAAAUGACGAAAAAUUCAUGCCCUGAAUGUAAAAAGUCCAAAAACUUCCUCGAAAUUUUAGUUUCCAAGCCGUUCCAGGAAAGGCUGUCGUCCUUCGCACUAAUGCACAUACAUUAUCAAGCUAAAAUUGUUUUGGAUGAGGUGGUAAAUCUGUUUGCCACCAAACACCCACGGAGGCUGGAGCUCGGGACUAUUCUGAGGGAUUAGUUCCGCAGUAUUUUGAUGUAUCAUUUUACAUCGUAAAAUUACUCCUCUAUAACUUAAUUCAAACAGUUGUAUUCGACAAUUGUAAUAUUCAGUUCCUACCAUGUACUUUGCCGUUACAAUUUCUCAUGUAUUGCUACUUCCCUAAAUAAACGGAUCAGACAAUAAAAAAUACAUUUCGGUAGUUUGGUCCACUUUGGCCUCGUUAGCACCCCCCCAAAUAAAAUCCUGGUUACGGGCCUGGUCCACACGUUCCAGCAACCGAUGAUCGUCUGUCGCUUGGGGGCUACUAUGGGGUCUAUGGGCCUUUGGGCUUCCUGCUGGCUUGGACCCGAAGAAUAAGGUUUAUCAGUUAAGUUCAACCAUUUCUGUUCGUUUUUCUGGCACAAGCAUAUUAGAUUAUUACGAAGAAACUGGAGAAACAAUUAGCGUCCUGCCGUCUGCUUUUUACAGCUGUUAUUAAAUUAACAUUGUUUUAGGCCAACUUGUCGGCUUCUAUGAUGUCACAUAAUGUUCCAUCACUGUCCUUAAUGAAUCAACCAACAACAAACUUGGAGAAAAUUUGGUUCAUUACCAGUUUUGGAAUUCGAAGAUCGAGUUUAAGGUAACUAUAACCAUAUAGUAUAUUGCAUUUAUUGCACUUUUAAGUAGAAUCAAAAUGCGAAACUGUUUUUAUUUACUUAAAAUUCAAGUUAUAAGAAUUAUCAUGGCAAUAGAAGCUCAGGGAAAUAAGUCAGACUAAAUAUUUUUUAAUAUUACUGUCGUAUCGAUAUACCUUACAAAUAAAGUUUCAUAUAAUGCACUUGGAGAAAUGAUACGAAACAGGCUGAUCAAAAAAAACCAGCCAAAAGUACAGUAGAACACGGUUAAUUGUUAAUUGCCUCGUACGUAUCGUCGUUUAUCCGUAUACUUAAAUGGCGUUUUUCCUUUUUUUUGAUUGACAGGGAUGAAAUAUAUUGCCAAAUAUGCCGCCAGCUUAUUAACAACCUUUCCCAAACAAGUUACUCAAGAGGGUGGAUCUUACUGGCUCUCUGUAUUGGUGUUUUUCCACCAUCAGACGAGGUUCGGUUAGAAUGUAAUAAUCAAUCAUUAGAGCACUCCUGUCACUUAAAAAAAGUAAUGCCAUACCACUGCUGAUCUUGGGCAGAUGAGAAAUACUGUUCUCGAUUCUCUUGGAGGCCCAUUGAUAAAAAAAAAUCACAACACCCUAAAUACCGUUUUCUAUGAGUUCUACUCAAGACCACUCAAGUUUCCCUCGUGUUUAUGGCUUUUGUUUUAUUUUUAUAAUAAUUUAUUUGACUGAGAUCGUUUGAUAUCAAAAUUAUGUUGGUUUUAAGAAAAGAAAGAAAGGUAAUUUCAAGGCUAAAAUUAUUAAUUAAAGGCCUGUUCUCGCUAAUACGAAUUUCUUUAAUUUUUAAUUUUUCCAGUAGUCCUUUGCUUCAUUUAUCCGCUUUUUCCACUUGUACAUUUUGCGUAACCUGCUUAAGCCUCGUGAAAACGGGCGCAACAUUGUUGGCAAGAGGUAAUGAGCUCAAGCGGACACAGCCGUCCCAACAUUGUUGGCCCAACAAUGUUGGGAGUUGUUGCGUCCGUUUGCACGUAGCUUUAUAAAUAAAGUUUAUUUCUGUCUCAAGUUUUCCCUCAGCUUAGCUCUCUACUUGCCUUUUCCACAUUUCAUGUUUAGUGUAAGAUCCUCAGUUAUUUAAUCUCUUCUCUAUAAUCGACUUCAAUCUGCAGUUGUUAAAUUACAUACGAAGCUUCUUGAAGCAGGGUCCUGGUGAUUUUGGGGAAUAUUGCUACAAAAUUCUUCGACGAACUCUCCAAAUCGAUUGCCGAAGGCAACCGCCUUCAGCAGUGGAACUUGAGGUAUGUCUCUCUAUAUUCAUGAUCAAUUACAAUUUUACGAAAGAAAAAUAAAAGGCACUGGGACUGGAUUCAUAAAUAACCUAUAAGUGUAAGUCAUAUCCUAAGGAUUCAAAGAUCUUUUGUUUGUUUAUUUGUCUUUUUGUUGGGAAAAGUGCUGCGUAAAAUCAUGGGAUGAUUCCUCGAGCAAAGUCAGUGUCAAAUAAGGGCAGUUGGAAGACUAAAACCCUUAAAGAGGAAGCCAGUUAUUUAUCUAUUUUUUUGAGUGGCAUGAAAGAAAUUUAUUUUUUCGUGUUUUGAGUUUGAAAAUGCUAUAAUGUUAUUAUGUUGUCCCUAUGUUUCGCCGGCCCUAUGAAAGGUAAUCUAAGACCGUCCGCUCCACGCUGUGAAUUCCAGAUUCCAGGUACUAGAAUCCAGGAUUCGUUGUCAGUGGAACUUGGAUGCCGGAUUCCAAUCGUUAGCGGGAUUCUGAAUUCCGGAUUCGGGUACACAACAAACACAUUUUCCAAAUUCUACAUUCCAAAAGCAAAAAUUUCCCGGAUCUGUCCGGGAUCCGGAUUACUUUACUUUAUAUGUUGUUAAUUAGAUGUACUCAGUUCCAAAGCAGUAACGUAAAUUAAUAUCGUAUUCCGUAGUCCGAUGAAAAAAAGAUCGUUCGUUGGCGCGCCGGGAGCUCCGCUAGAAAUAUUCUGCGCUGUUAUCAUGAGAUACGUAUUUCUGUUUAAUAGUCAGUCAAUUGCUUAUCCUUUUUGAUUGUCAGGCGGUCAAAACUCAAUCCCAGCCCAUCAUACCAGUCACAUUUAUGGAUGGCUCAAUUAAGAAAUUGGAAGUAGAUCCUGCCACAACUUGUAAAGAACUUUGUAAGCUAAUUAAAAAAGAAAUUGGAAUGAAGAGUAUUUUUGGAUUUUCUAUCUACAUUGCAGCCUUGGAGCAAGUAAGUUUUUGCUAAUUUAAAAGUCGCAACAGGGUUGGCUUAAGCGGUAAAGCGAUGCACUGUAAACAAAUGUAAAUAGAGAAAAUCCAUGUUUACCAAAAGAAAUCCCUCAUUCACAACGACAGAGACUGGUGUGAUUGGAAAACACUGUAAAGCGCAUAGAGUGUUUCUACAAAGAAUAAGGGGUUGAGGGGACCUUUCUUUUUCCUACCAUGUGAAACAAUCUUGUGGCGAUGUGAUUCAGUAUGCAAGUGAUAGGGUGAGCGAGUAGAACAAAGUCGAAAACUACGUCAUACGGGUCAUGCUGAAUCAAAAAAGCUAACUACAAGACAUGCCCACAAAAAAUGUAGCGAUCGAGCAAGAUCGCUCACCAGACUGAUAUCCCUGCUUAACUGAAUGACUUAGGGUUUGUAAGGUAAUUUACAAUAGGGGAAACAACACCGCUAUAUGUUUUAAUGGUGAAAAAAGAUCAACUGGGUUAAAAGUCUUAAAAGUUAAAAGUUUCUCUCGUACUGCUACCGGUGUCUAUUUCAGAACUGACGUUGAAAUAUGGUCCCAAUACGUCUCCAGCAAAGGACAUUAAAUUGUACUUAAACUAGAACCACUACGUGGAACUUACCGGGGCCCAGUGGGAUACGGGAUUGCAUAGAUAUAGUUUACCUCUCGCACCCCUCCCCCCUCCUCUGUGGAGGCUAAUACUUAGUCUGAAUUAACUCAUGCAGAAGAAAAGCAACAAAAUGCAUGAGAAAGGAGGAUGUUGUUGUAAGUUUGUUCAGUGUUAUUACAGCUAGCGGUCUGUGUUAUAGUAGUGUUUUUAGUAACAUUGUGAUGUCAAUAAGUGUGAUCUGUAUAAGGUUUUCAUUUGUUUUUAAGUUUGAGUGAAAAAGCAAAAAUCACUGACAGUUUUGGGUUGAAUGGUAAUGACAAAGUUUGCAAAGAAGUUUGUUACAGAAUUAUCACAAUUUCACAUUUUCUCAAGUACGUUAUCAUCAGGUUUAUCAUUGAGAUUUAUUAAUCACAUUUAUCUAUUUUUUGCGAAAACACUGUGAAUUUGAAAUGAUAAAAGACAUAAGACAUUUUUGAAAUAGAUCUUUGUGGUCAUGGAUUGUUGUCUUGCACUGUAAAAAAUGUCAUCCAGUGUUAUAUACAGACAUAAUAAAAUGCUUAUUUAUUGAUGACUGAGUAUCAUUUGUUUAUUCAUUGCACAUUGAAAUGGAGGCACUUGAUUGUAAGGCAGUGGUUGAUACAUAAUGGGAUUCAUCAAUAUGGCCUAUAGUAAUUAUUGUAGAGGAAGUAUUUCUUUCCUGAACUGGGUAAACAGUAGUAUAUCUGCAACUGCUUGAAUGAUAAGUGCAUCAGCCCAUGUACCUUGAAUACACAUAUUAUUCAGAUAUCUUAUCCAUGAAUUUUCGGUAUUGCUCUCAAUAAAUCUCUCAGGAUUGUCUCUCAUAAAUUGAACCCCAGCAGUACGUAUAUGCAUGUGAUGGUUGCUUUUGCCAUAUAAUUGAUGUGAUACAGAUCUAAAGAAACAAUCACCUGCACCGCCAACAUCUAUUGAUUGUAAACAAAGUGCACCUAAUCUUGACUGCAUCAAAUUCUCAGAGGAAAUAGGAGAGUUCAACUGCAUUGGUUGAGGUCACACGAGAGAAAGUUUACUAUAGUAAACUCAAGUUUACCAUAGUAAACGGCGCCGUAAGUGUGACCGGCAUUUUUCAGUUUACAAUGGUAAACUCUACCCUGGUUAAUUUCCAUGACUACCGCGGAAAGAACAAAGAUGACCCAUCACCGAUAACCAUCUGCUUACCAAAAAAAAUACCGUAUUUAUUCGAAUAAGCGCCCAACCUCGAAUUAGCGCCCACCUUGAAUAAGCGCCCAUCCCAAAGGCAGAAAAAGUUAAUAAGCGCCCACCCUCGAAUAAGCGCCCACCCCCUACUCCUCCCAAUCAAACUCAAAUAAGCGCUCACCCCAUCCCACCCACUUGAGUGAAUAAAUUCUAAUUAGAGACUUCCCCGUGUACGGAAUCUUCUUCAGAGUAUUUUACAGAAACCUUGCUUUGUUACUUCUUCGCGUUUUGUUAUUAGCAUUUAUUGUUUUGUUACAAAAUAAACAUACUUCACUUGCUGAAAACGGUGAAAAUUUAAUAAGCGCCCAGCCUCGAAUAAGCGCCCACCUCGAAUAAGCGCCCACUCUCAAGGUCCAAAAAUUUAAUAAGCGCCCAGGGCGGUUAAUCGAAUAAAUACGGUAGGUGGGUAUAUCUCUAGUCUAUCUAAACUUUGUUUGUUUUGUUGACAGUUUGUCAUGAUUUUUGAGGAAAGUAGUUUCAAAAAGGGUCACAUAACAGAAUAGCUUUAGAACAUCGGUGAUUGCUUUUUCCACAGUGCUUGAAGGUUUCUGUUUCUGUACAUUUCUUCAAACCAUUCCUGGGGUCGAGGUUAAACCCACGCUUGCCUUCGCAAUGCCGCUCUUUCUCUAAGAAUACGUCUUCGAUGAGUAAUCAAUAAACCUGUCACUAAAACAUCUUCACUAACUUCGUAUUCGAAACCAAGGUAGGUAAUAAGGGAGCGCAUUCUUCUUGCUCGUCUGAGCAGCAGAAUUAAAAGCAAAAUGCUCACAACAGAAAACAAUACUCUCUCACAUUGAAGCAUCUUUGUACACUUGUGAGGGUCACGCUCAGGAAGUUACAGUUCAGUAAUUUCAAUUUAGUCAGCUCUCAUAGCAGGUCAUCAUUUGUUUUACUUUUCACUCUCACGUUACCGAUCACGCGAGAAAAAACGCCUGGAAAGUUUCAAAUGCCUUUUUAAGUGGACCUGUCAGGUUUACUACGGUAAAGAAGACGUUGCGAGACUUACCAUAGUAAAGCCCUUUUUACCAUAGUAAAGUCUCUAGUGUGACCUCAACCAAUGUUGAGCUGUGAUUUUGCAUAGAAGGUCUAAUUAUUACUUCAUGAUGAUCAGUGUUGUAUUGAGUAGGUCCUGGAUUCUUCUCAACAUCUUUACUUAGUUUGAAAUUCACAUAAUUGGUCAUAUGACUCACACAAUUGCAAGAAAACAAUGAUAAAGAUCGACGUGCUUUACAUUAUUUUUGGUUUCAUUAUCCUGUGAUAAUGCCUGCUAAAGAAAGACAACAAAUAAGCUUUCUUGGGUAUAGCCAUUUUAUUUAAGUUAAUUAUCUUUGGAUCGCGUUUGUUAUUACAUUUAUAUCGUGCAUGAUAAAGUUUUCUCACCUUAUUAACAUAGCGAUGGAGCUUUGAAGUCUUCGGUAUGUCAAUCAUUGAAAUCUUUUUGAAGACAAAUUUUGAUAAGUGUUCGCUUUGAUUCUCGAUAAAUUUCACGAUGGAAGGUUCACUCAAUUUCUCGAUAAGUUUCACGAUGGAAGGUUCAGUCUCAGAAGUGAUCGCUCGUAAAUUUGUCUCUCCAAAUAUUCACUCUUAAAUUUUCGCUCAUAAACUAGCUGGGUUGGGGGAACGUGUCGUUCCCCAAAAAAGCUAUAAUCUUUCUCUUGACUGUCCUCCAUGCCUCUUCUUUUCAAAAUGGCGGAUAAGAUUUCAAUGAGCCAGCGAUAUAUCUCAAUCAGCGAUAUAUCCCUAACAAUGUAACGUUGAAAAAACGGACGGUCUGCAUUUUAAGACCGGUGCCAGCCUUCGGCUGGGCCCCGGUAAUAAUACAUCUGCAAAUACAUUGACACUAAAAGUUUUUUUUUCUUCAGGACUCUAGAUUAAAUUUUGAAUUUAUAAUUUUUUCAAAAAAAGAGGCAUGAAAGGCUAGUUUAUUGUUUGUACCACGUGUUCACUAUUUUUUUACCCGUCGUGAUUUUUUGACUUGUCGCUACUGGUCCUCAUCAGACAAAGGUGUCAAUUAUCGAGCGGGAAUAUUAGUGUGUGUCUGAUGUGUUUCCCUUGGAACUGGUCAGCUCAAAUGACCACCACAAACCGCAUAAUAUCAAGCCAAACUUCAAUAAUUAUUCGAUCUAAAGAAAUACAUUAAUUAUCUUUUAUUAUAUAGACACGAGUGUUUUACUGGAAAAUAUACCACUCGUAACAUUCAUAAAAACUACCCGACUAGUUUAUUUUCCAUAAUCUCACAGUGAGUUUAUCGAUGACGUAAUUUCGGUAAUUUCCCUCUAUUAUUGUAUGGAUGUCCUUUUGUCUAUAUAAUAAAAAGAACAUUACACGGCGGCUUGAAGAUAUGAAUUUUAUUUUCGAGUGGCAAAACAAUAUUUUACGAACGAGCGCAGCGAAUGAGUAAAAUAUUGUUUUUGCCACGAGAAAAUAAAAUUCAUAUCUUCGCGCCACCGUGUAAUAUCCUCUAUAUAAUUCGCAGUCAGAACAAACACAAAUCGAGUCUUAAUCUUGUAGCUAAAUUCCGAAAACUUCAAUGUAAACUUACUUCUGUUGGCGGGUCGUUAUAACAGUCUCACUUUACAGGUUAGCGGAUUCUUUAAACAUUCUUCAGGUAAGCGGAUUUAUAAACAGACUACAAACUUCGUUCUCACUUCGAUUACUGAAAAAACUGGUUUGAAAUACAGUAACCUAAUGCUUUUAAAUCAAUGUAUAGAAUCAAUGUCAAUCAACGUUCUUAAACAUAAGCCCUUUAAAACUUUAACUAAAUCAAUGCUCAUAGUCACGCAAUCAUUACGGUUUUUUGACGAAACGGUAUGGAUUGUUUGUUUCUGUGAAGAAAACGAUAAACAAGCCUAUCAUUCAUCUCACAUACUACGAUGAAAAAUAAGAGACAGUUUUAAAUGAAGUAGGCAUUUCGCUAAUUAAUGUCUUCAAAAUUUUCCUCAAAUGGAUAUCUUCUUUAAGGGAUGUUGCUGUGUUGCAGGUGGCUAACUGGGGCUGUGGUUCUGAAAGUGUACUCGAUGCCGCGUCUUUAGCCGAGCAGUACGCAAGGACAAAAGAUAGAGAUGAUCCCGACGUUUGGGGCUUUUAUCUGCGUAAAGAUCUGUUUGAGCCUGUGAUUAAACCAAACAACGAUAAGGUGGCCACAAAUUUGAUUUACCACCAGAUUAUCGGUGGGAUACUAACUGGAGAAUAUGUAUGCAGCCAGGUAAACUGGAUGAGACAAACAAAAAAUAAUUCACUGAAUAUCAUUAUUGUUGUUGUUAUCAUCAUCAUUAUUAUGAAAAAUCACAUGCUGGGUAUGACAUUAACUUUUUGAACCUCAUUUUUCACUUUUCUUUUUCUUUUCUUUCUUUUUUGGUAGGAAGAAGAUCUGUUUGACAUAAUAGCUAAACGAUACUACAUCGAAAAUGGUCCCGAGAUGGAAGAAGACGUCCUACGAAAAUUGAUUAAAGAAUCUGUGCCACAGUUUGUCCUUGAUAGCAAGAAAGGGGAUGAGCUUUUUAACAAAGUCAUAGAAUCAUUUUAUAAGGUAAGCUCUCAAAAAGACACUUGCAAUAUCUAUAUAAGAUAUAGAGGUGCGGCCAGUCGUUCUUUAAUUACGUUUUAAUUCAUUAGUAUAACACCUUGCAUCUCUAGGAACGUUAAACAAAACCCAACCUUUUUAAGUUGAAUUGGAUUUUUAAAAAAUAAUUAUUAGUAGUAUUAUUAAUGAUACUACUAAUAAAUUUGUCCAAGCAAAUGAUCACUGUCUUUUCAGUGAGUAAUCGACUUUUUAAACUGUUUCAGGCACGUGAUUGAAAUGUAAAAUUUUAUGUUUUUUCUUCUUAUCCAUUUAAAGAGGGUCUCAAUGGGGUGGUGGCUUUUACGGUUAUCGGCUAAAAUUUUGGCUCUUCUACGGCUAUCGGUUAAUUUUUUUCAGUUACGGUUAACGAAAAAGUUAAAAAUUAACUUCUUUUGUUUCAAAUAGUUAAAUAUUAAUUAACCUCUAUUUUUUGUAUCUUUAAAUCACAAUAAAGGUCUUCGGAUCAUUUCGGGAUGAAAUAAGCUAUUCUUUUGAAAAAUUUUAACAUUUAAUAGAUCAUACUUUUUAUAAAGUAUUGCACUUCUGAUAUUAUUUUACACAUAGAAAUGUCAAUAGUCAAUUUAAAAAUAAUCUUUGUGAAAAAGCAAAAGCAGACACGCGAACGCCCAACUCAAGGCCGGGGCGCGACAUUCAUUAUAACAGAAAUGGCCGUUUUCACACUAGAGAAGGAUUGUUCGUGUGAGACUGGUUAUUCGUUUGAUGAUUCGCGUCAGAUAGAUGAUACGUCUUAAUUUGGCAAUGGAAUAGUUUUAAUUUUGAAUAAACAAUCCGCCUGACUUUUGAAGACAGGAUUAUCCGUUCCAGAUAGCCUGUGUACAGCCGCCCCCUCCCCUCAGAAAAAAAUCGGAGAAGGGGUGUCUGUGGGGAGGGCGCGACUGUACACAGGCUAGUCUCAGACGGAUGAUCCAUUUCUAGGUCUAGUGUGAAAACGGCCAAUAACAAAAUUCCCGUGUCCAGUGUCUCUAAUGAUAGCGACGGACUGUACGGAACGACUGUCUUGCCGUUGCCUUGUCCUAGGCCGCAUUAUUCCGCGCGGCUGAUGGCUUUCGGGUCAUGUGGUCCGAGCGAGUUCGCCACUGAAAUGCCUUGACCGAGAUUGCGUGGGAAGACGCCGAACAGGGACUAGGCAUGGCGAUGUCUACCGUAGCGUCCGAGAAAAACAAGGAAAUGUUGUUUAUCGGCAACAUGUUUUACAAACAGUGACAUCUCUGCGUGUUGUUUCACUACUGUUUUGAGGGCACGGCCUCCUGAAAAUUGCAAAUAUUCUGAAUAUUAAUCCCCAGCAAGAAGCCACACUUUCGCUAUGGAAAAAAUUAGUUCCCCAAGAAAGCGCCGGAAAUGGAGCCUAGGUCUUGGUUAACAUCUAAAAGGCGCUUCGCCUAACGUGCGUACGGAGUCACACUAGCCGAGAAAUAAAAACGCAACCAUAAGUGAGUUAGUACCUUCCUUAAAAGUAGCAAAUCUAGGGAACACUUUCUUUUACGGUGAACUCUUUUUUACGCUAUUUACGGCUAACGGUUAAAUUUUUUAAAUUUUUACGGCUAUCGGCUAAAUUUUUGGCCGUUUUACGCCUAUCGGUUAACCCCAUUGAGACCCUCUUUAAAGCUUUCUUUGACAUUGUACUCGUUUAUUUACCAAACAAGCAAAUAAAAAUAGUAAAUGAAUCACGAUAAAUAAAUCACAUAUUUUUCGCUUGUCGAAACAAAGGAAUAACUGAAACUGAAUUCACCUCUGUAGAUUGUACCAAGAGCCAACUGAACAAUUCGACAAAUAUAAACCUUGGAUACUUCAAAAAUUAAAGAAAGUUUUUUGCGGGUAAUCGUCUGAUUCAUCCUACCUCCUCAGCUUAGAGGCAGUUAACGGGUGUAUAUUUUGUUCGGAAUUCCAGGCAAUGGCUGAGAAGACUUAUUUUUUUGUCAAAAAGAUCGCUGCCUAUGUUGUAUUUGGUACGGUCAUGGAUGACCGCCGCGUUCCUCUCUAGGAAAAUUCUGUGAAUAAAUAAAUAAAUAAUAAUGAUAAUUUAAUAAUAAGAUGAGGAAAAGACACUCAAGUAUGGGUCCAUGAUGUGGGAGCUAAAGCAGAGAUACAAUGGUUACAGGGUUGAACAGUACAACGUAAUAAUUGACGUACUGGGUGGUUACUCUAAACACCUAGAGAAGUCGGUGAGGAAGCUACUUGGAGCGAGAGCAGGGAGCGUACUUGAGCGGAUGCAGAAGUCGGUCAUCUCAAACACUUUAAACAUAGCCAGAACAUUUAAGAUAAAUACUUAGUUAGGGCACUAAGGACUCCAGUUUUUAGGGUUUUUUUUCCUCUAGAAAUCUAGUAACAAAAGUUCGCUGAUGUUUUUACCUAGAUUUUUUUAGAGUAUUAGAGUUUGAUAUUAUUCUAAUUAUGCUUUUAGUAGAGAUAACCACAUUAUGAUGGCCUCGUUUAGGUAUAUAAGAGAUAAUGAGAGUAUAAAAACUGAAUAAUUUUCUAAAUAGGCUUCUAGUAGAGAUGAUUAUAUUAUCAUGUAUUUGCGUAGGUUUUACAGAGUAUAAGAAUUUAAUAAUAUUCUAAACUGGCUUUUUAAGUACAGAGAAUCAUAUCAUUAUGUAUAUUAGGAUCGUAUUAGGUUUCGUACCGACCUUUUUUUACUUCUAAGUAUAGCUUCUCAAGUGGUGUAGGUUACGUUAUGCGCCCUACACUACUCAUAAUGUGGACAGCAUUCCAAAGUCUUAUACUGCGACAUAAUAAUAAUACAACCAACCCGAGCGUAAGAGCCAGCGUCACUCUUAAGAAAAAGGCAAUGAAUGAAAUACCGAAAAUUCCUUUUUGUUUUGGUGAUAACGUUUCAAUAUAAUGCGUUCUCUAACGUAUAAUGAAAGUGUUCGAUAGCAGCCAUAAUUUUCUUUAAUUUUACAUGAACACUAGCGCCGACGUUAGAAAUCAAGGCAUUCAUCCGCAUUCGAAUGCUGUGACUUUUGGACUGGGUUAUAUCUUAAGUACAGUCGACUCCCGAUAACUCGAACCCCCGCUAACUCGAACCUGGCGCUAACUCGAACCAAAAUCGAUUUCCUCUGGAUUUCCGUCAUACAGUUACUGUAAUUUUACCCUCCGUAACUCGAACCCUCGAUAACUCGAACUCCCGCUAACCCGAACCAAUUUUAGUUUCCCCUUCUGUCAUUUUCUUUUUAAAAUAAUUUUACCCUCGAUAACUCGAACAAAGUUUUGAGCCCUUAAAAGGUCGGGAAAAAAGCCGUCUACUGGCGUCCGAAACAUUUUUGGAUUUCCUAUUGACGUGUUGUAGGAGUAUAGUUUACUAGUGGAGGCAGAUAUUGAUUGUCACAAGUUAACGUGAAGCAACUUUACUUCUCAAAACAGUAAAACGCAUGCUCUAUUUAGGCUAUGUUUUAUGGAGGGGACUACUGGACAAAAAUGGAAUUGAAUAAAUUUAUAUCAAACCGCGAGAUGCAUUAUAUCGUACCAUGUGGUGACAUACCCAGCAAAACAACAAACGUCUCGGUGGACAGAUAUACCAUACCCGAUACAUCGUGUUAUUGUAUCGGACAUGCCCCUACAUCGUACCGUAUGCUGCUAUAUCGUGCCUGGUGCUGCCAAAUUGUCAUCCAUGUGCGGCGAUAGAGUGCAAGUCAUCCCAUAAAAUUGUUCCCUAUGUUGCUAUAUCGCCUUCGGUGUGCUACAUUGUGAGCGGUGUGCCAAGAUAUGCUAAUAACCAUGCCACUACAUCGGGCAUGCACUACAUCGUCCCCUAUGCUGCUAUAUCGUAUGUAGGCAUUUGCCGAUUGUGCUAGUAAAAGUGGCAUAUUAUGCUAGUGGCAGUGCUCGUUUUUUGCCCAAAUUAUGCUCAAAUUAUGCUCGCUUUUCAAAAUUAUGCUACUUUUUUAAAAAAUUAUUCUGUGCACAAACUUCACAACUCACAAGACAAGUUUGAAAAUGUAUUUUAUUAACCCUGGCCAGACGUUCUGGGCCCGGUUGUUCAAAACCUGGGUAACUUUAUCCGGUGGUUGGGCCUAUACGGCGAAUAAAUCUGCUAUCCAGCGGAUAGUUAUCCAGCGAACAAAAGUAGGUUGCGCAAAGCCUGGAUAGUGUGGUGGAUAACUACGUCUAUCCCGGGCAAGUUGUGCAGGCUUUGGUCUAUCCUCUCUGUUCUCGCAACCUUGUAAACUAUCUGGAUGUAAGUUCACUGCACUUGACUGGUUUGGCGUGGCGGCCGCCAUUUUGAAACGAGCACUGGGAGAAAGACUAAGGAGUCUGGGACCGAGACACAGACUUCCGGUUCCGUUUCAUCGAACUCCCGCGGUAUCUCAACACAAGUAAAAAAAAAUCGAAAAAUAGGAGUGGAAGCAACUGUUAAUAGUAAUCUAUCGUUUUUAGUAGCUGAGAUCUUCGUUUUCUUGAAUUAUUCUAAAAUUGUGCUAUUAAGACAAGAAAAUAUACGGAUUAUGCUAGCAGUGCUACUUUUGGAAAAAGGGCAAAAAUUAUGCUCAAUUCCUCAGAUUAUGCCAAAAAUUAUGCUAGCACACUCGGCAAGAGCCUAAUCGUAUGCAGUGAAGAUUAAAGGUUUAACUGGUCAGCGGCUUAGUUUAAAAAGGCGCGAAACUGCACUCUGUCAACACUCUGUCUAGCCUGUGAACAGGCCUUUGGUAGAGCGGGGAACCGGGGAGAGGGAAAAGCGAAAAGAAAGAAAAGAAAGAACAACGUAAGGCGAUAUUCGUGGUGGGUCACCCAUCCAGUUCGUAACCCCGACCGACAGGGCUUAACUUGAGCGCGUGAGCUUAAGUUAAAUUUUUCUGGGCGAAACAGCUUUUUGAGGGGAAUUUUCUGUCUAGAAUAUCCGAGUAGACGCAACAAGAAUAGACUACGAGUAGUCCGCCAUUUUUCCUACAACUACAGAUUUUCAUUUCGCAAACUACAGAAUCUUUAGUUCGCGAAAUGAAAAUCUGUAGUUUGCGAAAUGACAGUCUGUAGUUUACGAAAUGACAAUUUACUUUCUCUUUGCGUCUACUCGGAUAUUCUAGACAGAAAAUUCCCCCAAAAAAGCUAUUUCGCCCAGAAAAAUUUAACUUAUGCUCAGGCGCUCAAGUUAAGCCCGGUCGGGGUUACGAACUGGAUGGGUGACCCACCGCGAAGAUCGUCUUAAAGGUCCAUACGUUGUUCUUUCUUUUCUUCUUCUUCUUUUUGCGUAUUAUGUGGUGUUAUUGUUAACAGUGUAUUAAAAAGCAGAUUUAGCAUUAUUUCUACGUCCGGAUUUAGAAAAAGAAAAAAGCAAAGAACAAAUAUGGCCCGGUGCAGUUCACCCGAAAAUUAUUAUUUUUCGGGCCGUAAUACAGAGCUGGAACUUUGCAGACUUUGAUCUAUAUAGCAGCGGGGAAACCGGCAAACUAACAAAUCUGGGUUUCGACAGUGUAAAACGAUCAUAAUGCCCCUGAUUCCAAUCUCCUAUUCCUCUGUCUCUUGUUGUCGGCGUUGCCUUCGCUGUGCUAAGCGAUGUUCCUUCUGCUCCGCGGUUUCUUGUUGACGUCUUCUCCUUCAAUUCGUUGUUCACGCUGAAUUUGAAGUCGGCAUUCUCCAGAGGAUUUUCAUUUCGCAAACUACAGAUUCUCAUUUCGCAAACUACAGAUUUUCAUUUCGUUUCGUUUCGUUUCGCUCCAUUUCGUUUCGCAAACUACAGUAAGCCGUGUGAUACGACAGAGUGCAGUUUCGCGCCUUUUUAAACUAAGCCGCUGACCAGUUCAACCUUUAAGGCUUCACUGCAUACGAUAUAGCAGCAUAGGGGACGAUGUAGUGCAUGCCCGAUGUAGUGGCAUGGUUAUUAGCAUAUCUUGGCACACCGCUCACAAUGUAGCACACCGAAGGCGAUGUAGCAGCAUUAUAGGGAACAAUUUUAUGGGAUGACUUGCACUCCAUGAUCGCCGCACAUUGAUGACAAUUUGGCAGCACCAGGCACGAUAUAGCAGCAUACGGUACGAUGUAGGGGCAUGUCCGAUACAAUAACACGAUGUAUCGGGUAUGGUAUAUCUGUCCACCGAGAUGUUUGUUGUUUUGUUGGGUAUGUCACCACAUGGUACGAUAUAAUGCAUCUCGCGGUUUGAUAUAAAUUUAUUCAAUUCCAUUUUUGUCCAGAGUUCCCCUCCAUAAUGUUUUGUUACGUUACGUUCUGAUUUAUAAUCUAGAAGUAUCUUUUAAUUUGCACUUGACAUUUCUACAAUUAAAUGUGAUUAAAAUGUUCACUGUACAGUAAAAACUGUUUUUUAUCUUACUCUCUCGGUACUCUCGGCUAUUUUCUUUGAACUCCCGAUAACUCGAACUUUUUUCGAUUUCCCUAGAAGGUUCGAGUUAUCAGGAGUCGACUGUAACAUUUGUCUUGUGCCCUUUUAAGUGCAGAAUAGACAUGUAGACAACUUAGGAACCUGUGCUUAAUUACUUUUGUGGCUCAGUUUCUAAAGCUCGUGCAACACUGUGAUCCCCAGUAACACGGAACAUUAAUCUUCUCAAAUAUAUAUUCUUCCUUUUCUAUAGAGUCCACGCGUGAACGAAAGAGCUGAUGGAGAAUUCGUCAAACACGACAUUGUGAUGUACGCAGCAGCCAACUGGUUUAAUGAAUUCUCAAGAAUGUUUGAUGGUUUUGUGUCAUCGGGGCCAAAGCUUCCUAAAAUCGCUGUUAAUCUUGCUAUCAAUUCAAGUGGACUUCUUGUUCUACCGAAGGAGGAUAUUAAAGCUCCACCUGUUCUUGGCCUCGACUUUUCUCAGAUAAACAAAGUUGAGAGUGUGAGGUAUGUUUUAUUUGAGUGAUAAUUCUGAACUUUUUUUUAGUCUUCCUAUAUAUUCGCAACAAAGCAAACUAAGAGUGCAACAUUUAUGGUGUAAACGUUCACAUGAAUCUGAUGGUUAAAGCUAUUUUAGGUCCGGUAGGGUAAUUACAGCCCCUUUCCUGCUCGAUGGCUGGUGCAACAGUUACAUAUCGUUCUAUGCUUCUACUGAUUUCUCUUAGCAGCUAAUAGACACUCUAAUACUGUCGGGAAAUAAUCACUCAGAGAAAUUUAGGAACUGACCCCGCCAGGCUAGAUCAGUAGGAUAAGUUGUUCUACUUACUGCUUUUGCAAGUAAAAUUUUAAUGCUGCUUUUGUUGUUUUCAAGAGUUUUACUUAAAGUAAAUUCAUUUACCCUUUUGUAGGAAAGGAAUGUAUCUGGAUCCUGUUUUGGUUGUGACGACAAACCGUUCCGUGUAUUCUUUCAGAAGUCAACAAGCGGACACCAUAACUGAUCUUCUUAACCAUUUGAGGACUCUCGAUAGCAAUGGAACCGUUGAUAGUGACGCUCCAUAA